AUGGCUCUCAUUGAAACAAAAAUUAAGGUCAGCAAGCUACCGGCUAUAGCAAGAAAGAUUCAUGGUAAUUGGAAGUGGAUUUCAAAUGCAAAUAAUUCUAGCAAAGCUAGAUUAUUGAUUCUAAUUCUGGAUGUUCAUGUUGACAAGCUUUCUGCCCAGCAUGUUACAUGUUUGGUUAAAUCCUUAGAUGUUGGGAAUAAGGCAUGGAUUCUAUGUGGUGACUUCAAUACUAUAACUGGUAAUGAGGAUAAAUUAGGAGGUGCUAUGGCUAUUGAGGCUGAAACCAUUGAUUUCAGGGAAUUUAUUGACAUGUGUUACCUAUCACAUUUGAAAACUGAAGGCUGCUAUUUCACAUGGAAUAAUAAACAAGAUUCUAAUUCCAGGGUUUGGAGUAGAUUGGAUAGAGCUUUAACUAAUGACUCUUGGAUAAACUUGCACAACUCUAGUCAUGUUGAGUAUAUGCUUCCCAGUUGCUCUGAUCACUCCCCUGCUUUGGUAUCAAUUUAUGAUGAUUGUUUGCAUGGAAAGAAGCCAUUUAAACUUUUCAAGAUGUGGAUUAAGCAUGAUAACUACUUGCCUAUAACUUCAACGGUUUGGCAAAACUCAAUUGCAGGUUGUGCUAUGUUUUCUGUUGCAAGCAAAUUGAAGCUACUGAAGAAUGCACUGAAGGAUCUAAACAAAAGAAAUUUUCACAAUAUCAGUGAGCAAGUGGUCAGGGCAAGGAUUAAUCUGGAAAAUGUUCAAAAUAACCCGCAGGAGGAUCCUCUCAACACUGAUUUGAUUAAUCAGGAAAUUUUACUUUGCUUCUUACAACAAACUUUUGGAGUAGUAACGGUGCUCUACAACAGUGCGGGGUGCAGAAUAAUUGAUGGUGAAGGGAUCAUUCAAGAACUUAUUUCCUUCUAUAAGAAUCUCAUGGGCUCAGCUACAAAAACAUCUAAGCCUGAUGGUAAUAUUAUUUCCAAUGGUCCAUGUUUGAAUGAAGCUCAUGCUAGAACCCUGUUCUCUCCAGUAUCCAAAGAGGAAAUUAAAAAUGCAGUCUUCUCCAUGGGUGACAACAAAGCUCCUGGGCCUGAUGGGUUUAGCAUGACCUUUUACAAAUCAGCUUGGAAUAUCAUUGGAGAUGAGGUAACAAUGGCCAUUGAAGCUUUUUUCAAAAUUGGUAAGCUUCUAGCUAACAGGAUUAAGUCUGUUAUGAGGUUUUUGAUUAAUGAGAUGCAGAGUGCUUUUGUGAAAGGAAGGAUUAUGCUGAGCAUUGAUAUCAAAAAAGCUUUUGAUAAUAUUAUCUGGGAUUUCCUAAAUGAUAUGCUAAAAGGUCUUGGGUUUCCUAUCAAGAUGGUUAAUUAG
This is a messenger RNA of Asparagus officinalis (garden asparagus), 1347 nucleotides long. RefSeq lists its product as uncharacterized. The record is from RefSeq and is a predicted model, not a curated record. The transcript is spliced from 5 exons. Lineage: Eukaryota; Viridiplantae; Streptophyta; Magnoliopsida; Asparagales; Asparagaceae. The coding region runs from base 1 to 1347 and encodes 448 amino acids.